Messenger RNA from Manihot esculenta (cassava), 1710 nucleotides. RefSeq names its product arogenate dehydratase 3. The transcript has a single exon. Gene Ontology annotation, cellular component: cytoplasm; chloroplast. NCBI's taxonomy places the organism in Eukaryota, Viridiplantae, Streptophyta, Magnoliopsida, Malpighiales, Euphorbiaceae. The coding region runs from base 124 to 1410 and encodes 428 amino acids. The record is from RefSeq and is a predicted model, not a curated record. Gene Ontology annotation, biological process: L-phenylalanine biosynthetic process. Gene Ontology annotation, molecular function: prephenate dehydratase activity; arogenate dehydratase activity.
UCUCUUUCUCCUCAGCUUGACGUUCCCUUGUAUAGAGAACACCAAGCUAAAUCUAUCCUUUCAUCUCUGUUUUUCACUUUCUUUUAUUAGAUUUUAAGCUCCGCAAAAAAACAAACGCUUAAUAUGCAGGCGAUCUCCCCUCCAUCUCCUCUCAAGUCAUUAGUCUCGACUCGGCGUCGACUCGCUCGAGUCUCCCCCAACAAACUCCAUGUCCACUGUAUCUAUCGGUCUGAUCCCGUCCAUUUUCCUAACGGCGUUGGCUCCAACCGAGCUGACUGGCAAAGCUCUUGUGCUAUAUUAGCCAGUAAAGUCGUUUCUCAAGAGCAAUCUAUUGAUAAAUCUAAUGGAAAUUCCGGUGAUGCUGAUCAUGUUGCUGCCGUCAAUGGGCACAAGACCUCUAUCGAUCUUAGUUUAGUUCCUCUCAACAAAGGCUCUAACGAUGGCAACUCUGAUAACAAUAAGCCGAUUAAGUCGUUAAGUAUCACGGACCUCUCACCAGCUCCUAUGCAUGGUUCUCAACUCCGUGUUGCUUAUCAGGGAGUUCCCGGUGCGUAUUCAGAGGCUGCGGCAGGAAAAGCUUACCCAAACUGUGAAGCCAUCCCUUGUGAUCAAUUUGAGGUGGCUUUCCAGGCAGUGGAGCUCUGGAUAGCAGAUCGUGCGGUUUUACCGGCUGAGAAUUCUCUAGGUGGAUCCAUUCAUAGAAAUUAUGAUUUGCUCCUCCGCCAUCGCCUCCACAUCGUUGGUGAAGUACAGUUACCGGUCCACCAUUGUCUCUUAGCCUUACCCGGCGUCCGCAAGGAGUAUAUUACUCGAGUGAUCUCUCAUCCUCAAGCACUAGCGCAAUGUGAGCUAACGCUUACUAAACUCGGACUACAUGCCGCUCGAGAGGCAGUGGAUGACACGGCGGGCGCUGCAGAGUACAUAGCCUCUAACAACCUCCGCAACACGGCAGCCAUAGCUAGUGCACGCGCAGCAGAGUUGUACGGACUGCAGAUACUAGCCGAUGGAAUCCAAGACGACUCAAGCAACGUGACGCGGUUCUUGAUGUUGGCGCGUGAGCCAAUAAUCCCGCGCACAGAUCGACCAUUCAAGACGAGCAUCGUGUUCGCACACGAGAAAGGAACGAGUGUGCUUUUCAAGGUGCUAUCGGCGUUUGCGUUCCGCAAUAUCAACUUGACGAAGAUCGAGUCGCGGCCACACCGAAGCUGCCCAAUCAGGCUAGUGGACGAUGCAACUGUUGGGACGGCAAAGCACUUCGAGUACAUGUUCUACGUGGACUUUGAAGCAUCAAUGGCUGAAGUUAGGGCACAGAACGCAUUGGCAGAGGUGCAGGAGUUCACAUCUUUCUUGAGGGUACUGGGGAGCUAUCCUAUGGACAUGACCCCUUGGUGCCCUUCAAGGGAAGAUUAACAAAACCCUCUAAUAGAAAAUUCCAAAAAAUAAAAAAAGAACCCUUGAAAGUGUUAUUAUUUGCACAAAAAGGGGUUAUUGAGUUUAUUUUUUUGGAAUUUGUUUUUUAAGUUGGGAAUUUUUAAUUCAACAGUAUUGGAUGAAUAUGUUAUUGGGGUAAAUAUUUAAAUUACAAUUACAAAUAGUUGUUCAUCUAAUGUGUAAGAAUGUGAAUAUGCUAUUAUGUAAUUUGAGGAGAACCUUUUAAGGAAAAGAACAGUGAAAAAGAAUAUAUCAUAAAAAAUUUCCCAUUUAUUUCAA